This is a messenger RNA of Austrofundulus limnaeus, 579 nucleotides long. RefSeq names its product RNA polymerase II subunit J (gene polr2j). Gene Ontology annotation, molecular function: DNA binding; protein dimerization activity. The record is from RefSeq and is a predicted model, not a curated record. Gene Ontology annotation, cellular component: RNA polymerase II, core complex. NCBI's taxonomy places the organism in Eukaryota, Metazoa, Chordata, Actinopteri, Cyprinodontiformes, Rivulidae. Gene Ontology annotation, biological process: transcription by RNA polymerase II.
UUGUCUGGUCCGAUCAGACAGCAGGUGGCGCCACACCUGACUCCUGCAGCGACCAAAGAAGAAGAACUCAGCGGAAGUCUGGGGUUCUGAACAGAGGUUCCGUCCAGGGUUCGGUUCAGGGUUCGGUUCGGUUCGGUUGUCCUGUCGGAACCAUGAACGCGCCUCCCGCCUUCGAGUCGUUUCUGCUGUUUGAAGGAGAGAAAAAGAUCAGCAUCAGUAAAGAUACGAAGGUUCCCAACGCGUGUUUGUUCACGUUAAACAAGGAGGACCACACACUGGGUAACACAAUCAGAGCUCAGCUGCUGAAGGACCCUCAGGUUCUGUUCGCUGGUUACAAAGUUCCUCAUCCUCUGGAGCACAAGGUCGUCAUCCGGGUCCAGACCACACCUGACUACAGUCCUCAGGAAGCGUUCACCAACGCCAUCACAGAUCUGCUGAGUGAGCUGUCGCUGCUCGAGGAACGCUUCAGAGUGGCCAUCAAGGACAAACAGGAAGGCAUCGAGUGACCCCGCCCCCACUGUGACCUCACUUCCUGUAUUACUCUGUUUUUCUUAAAUAAACACACGAUGUCAGACGCUU